AUGGAGUUUGUUCUCUCCCUGUGCCUUCUUUCUCUACUGGUUUCCACAGCUUCUGCAGAUUCAAAUAUUGCUGAUACGGAGGAUAACAAAAAGAACGUGCAGGAGUGGUUAAACCAUGGUGGAAAUCUACUUAACAGGAGAUUCGCCGACAAGGAAACCAAGAUAAGUCCUGAAACAGUUUCCAGGCUGAGGUUGAAGUGGAAAUUCAAUGCAGGCAGAGAUAUUACUGCAACACCAGCAAUUUUUGAUGGAACAGUUUAUUUCCCUAGCUGGGAUGGAUAUCUUUAUGCUGUCAAGGAAUCGGAUGGAUCUCUUAUUUGGAAGCAAAAUUUGCAACACUUAACUGGGAUUAAUUCUACUAGAGUUGUAGCCAAUGUCAAUGUAACAGUGUCAAGAACAACUCCAACUAUAGCAGAUGAUUUGUUAAUUAUUGGGAUCUCUGGACCUGCUUAUGUUGUUGCAGUUAAGCAGUCGAAUGGGCAGCUUGUCUGGACAACCCAGCUUGAUAAAAACCCAUCAGGCGUUAUCACCAUGUCGGGAACUUAUUUCAAGGGGAAUUUCUAUGUUGGCACAUCUUCACAAGAAGAAGAGCUCAGCGUUGAAGAAUGCUGCAUCUUUAGAGGAAGCUUUGUCAAAAUAAAUGCACAAACUGGGAAAAUCUUGUGGCAAACCUUUAUGCUGCCUGACAAUUUUGGCAAGCGUGGAGAAUAUGCUGGAGCAGCAAUAUGGGGGAGCAGUCCAGCAAUUGAUGUCAGCAGGAACCUCAUCUAUAUUGCCACAGGGAACCUCUACUCGGCACCUAAAAGUAUAACUGAUUGCCAAGAGAGGCAGAACAAUCAAACAAAAGUACCUACUCAUCCUGAUGAGUGUGUGGAGUCUGAUAACCACUCAGAAUCAUUCCUGGCCCUUGAUUUGGACACAGGAAACAUCAAGUGGUACCAUCAGCUAGGGGGCUAUGAUGUCUGGUUUUUUGCCUGUAACAAUCUGUCAACCCCAGAUUGUCCUCCUGGCCCGAACUCUGAUGCUGAUUUUGGAGAAGCACCAAUGAUUCUAAGCAUUUAUGUCAAUGAAACCAAGCGGGACGUUGUUGUUGCUGUUCAAAAAAGUGGAUUUGCUUGGGCUUUAGAUCGUGAUGAUGGCAAUAUUUUAUGGUCUACGGAAGCUGGACCUGGUGGCCUCGCCGGAGGAGGAACAUGGGGAGCAGCCACAGAUGAAAGGAGGGUCUACACCAACAUAGCCAACUCUGAUGGCGAGAAUUUCACUCUGAAGCCAUCCACAAGAAACACGACUACCGGUGGAUGGGUGGCAAUGGAUGCUAAUAGUGGCCAAAUCCUCUGGUCAACGGGCGACCCUUCCAAUGGUACUGCCAAUGGCCCUGUAACCGUGGCAAACGGGAUCCUCUUUGGUGGUUCAACAAACAGUCAAGGACCAAUAUAUGCAAUGGAUACUAAUACUGGAAAAAUCUUAUGGUCAUAUAACACAGGGGCCACUGUUUAUGGUGGCAUGUCAGUUAGCAAUGGGUGCAUUUACGUAGGCCAUGGAUACAGCGUUAGUCUUGGAGCCUUCAAUCCAAACUUCACUGCUGGAACCUCACUCUUCGCCUUUUGUGUCUGUUGA
Messenger RNA from Durio zibethinus, 1617 nucleotides. The record is from RefSeq and is a predicted model, not a curated record. NCBI's taxonomy places the organism in Eukaryota, Viridiplantae, Streptophyta, Magnoliopsida, Malvales, Malvaceae.